AUGGCAGAACCAGACAAGAGCACAAAGACUGUUGUGCUGGACGACGUUGCAGAGCAAAAAUAUGAUAUCAUAAGACGACGCGUGCAAGAGAUCUUGGGAGGAGACGCGAUCAGGUCGAUCCUUGCGGAGGGACGGUCACCGAAAUGUUACUGGGGAACGGCACCUACAGGAAGACCACACAUAGGAUACUUCGUACCACUAACCAAGAUUGCCGACUUCCUCCGCGCUGGCGUCGAAGUCACAAUCCUUCUCGCUGAUGUACAUGCAUUUCUUGAUAACCUCAAGGCACCUCUCGAGCUCGUCGCCCACCGCACAAAGUACUACAAGCACGUCCUCCUCAGCGUCUUCACGUCGCUAGGCAUCCCGACGAGCAAGCUGCGCUUCGUCGAGGGCUCCUCCUACCAGCUCACGAAAGAGUACAACAUGGACAACUACCGGCUCUGCGCCAUCGUCACGGAGCACGACGCCAAGAAGGCGGGCGCGGAGGUGGUCAAGCAGGUCGAGAGCCCACUCCUGAGCGGUCUGCUCUACCCCGGUCUGCAAGCACUAGACGAGCAGUACCUCGGGUGUGACUUCCAGUUCGGCGGUAUCGAUCAGCGGAAAAUCUUCACCUUCGCCGAGCUCUACCUCCCCCGCCUCGGAUACGCCAAGCGCGCGCACCUCAUGAACGCGAUGGUGCCCGGGCUCGGCGGCGGCAAGAUGUCUUCCUCCGACCCGGACUCGAAGAUCGACUUCCUCGAGACGCCCGCGGAGGUGAAGCGCAAGAUCAAGCGCGCCUUCUGCGAGGAGGGCAACGUCCAGGAGAACGGCGUCCUCGCCUUCGUCGAGGCCGUCAUCAUCCCGAUCAGCCAGAUGCGGCUGGAGCGCCUGCACGGCGAGACGGGCGCAGACGCAGACGAGGGCGCGGGUGCGGUAGGGAAGCAGGCGGCCUUCGCGCUCGAGGGCGCACCGGCGGGCACGGUCUUCUCGAUCAUCCGCCCGGAGAAGUACGGCGGGCCGCUGCACUACCAGACCUUCGGCGACCUCAGGCGAGACUUCGAGGAGAGGAAGGUUCAUCCUGGCGACCUGAAGACCGCGGUGGCGGACGCGAUCGUACAGCUGCUGGAGCCGAUUCGGAAGACGUUCGAGGAGAGCCAGGAGUGGCAAGAUGUGGAGAGGCUGGCUUACCCGCCCCCACCACAACCGGAAAAAAAGAAAAAGAAGGAGAAGGUGUACCACCCUCCUCCUCCCGGCAAGGGCAAGAACGCGGACGCGGCUGUAUCCACGAGUGGGGGCGAUGCUGUACCUGCUUCCAACGAAGAGGCCCAUUCCGCCGCUGAAGCAGCCAAGCAGCAAGCAUAG
Molecule: messenger RNA, 1341 nt
Organism: Fomitopsis serialis
Lineage: Eukaryota; Fungi; Basidiomycota; Agaricomycetes; Polyporales; Fomitopsidaceae
Product: tyrosine tRNA ligase
Exons: 6
Coding region: 1-1341 (446 amino acids)
Biological process (GO): tyrosyl-tRNA aminoacylation
Molecular function (GO): ATP binding; tyrosine-tRNA ligase activity
Source: RefSeq, a predicted model, not a curated record